Messenger RNA from Parus major (Great Tit), 3654 nucleotides. Its product is annotated as aldo-keto reductase family 1 member B10-like. Gene Ontology annotation, molecular function: aldose reductase (NADPH) activity. The transcript has 10 exons. Gene Ontology annotation, cellular component: cytosol. NCBI's taxonomy places the organism in Eukaryota, Metazoa, Chordata, Aves, Passeriformes, Paridae. The coding region runs from base 2210 to 3064 and encodes 284 amino acids. The record is from RefSeq and is a predicted model, not a curated record.
CUUCAGGAUGUGCUGAUUCACUGGGACAGGUCUCUGCUCAUUGUAACCAUGUGAAUGAGUAAAGGCUUCCCUUGCCAAAGCCUCUCCUGUUGGUGUCAGAGGCACAGAGUGUGUGCCCUUAUCUCUGAUACAUGGCUCUGACAUCCAAGAAAACACUGAAUUUCAUAUAACACCAUGGAAACAACUGUUAAAUGGAAAAACUAGGGGUGUGAGUGUGUAAGAGUUUUCUUAAGUCACUAGGUAAAAAAGUUAAAGGUUUAAACUAGUUAGAAAACAAAAGACAAGAUGGAGGAUUUAGGGUGUUGUCUUUUCUUCUUUUCUUCUUCCAGAGGUUUUUGGGUAGUAAUGAGUGAUUGAAUAGAAAAUGCCACAGUGCAGUUCACAGGUGUUGGGUCAUUGGGUUAUUAAGAAAAAUAAUUAACUUGGCAUUUGUUAAUUGGGUAAAUGGACAUAUAAAAAACCUUGCAGAAGUUCUUUGUUGGCCAAUUUGCACCUUUCUAUCUUAAUGCAUGUAGCUCCUUGUGCCUUGUAUAUAUGUAAUAUAGAUUAGAGAAGAAUAAACAACCAAGUCUGAAGAGAAAACUGCCUCUCUCUCAUCAAACUCAGUCCAAGCGGGGAAAGAACCCAGCCACAAGUGUCCCAUCAUCUCCCUCCUGGUGGAGGUGCAGGUGAGCCUGGCUGGGCAGUGCUAGGAUAGCUGGGAGGUGCUGUGACAGUGUGGCAGCUCAGGUGUCCGUGUGUCCACGUGUGCCUGGGGCUGGCAGAACAUCUGCUGCAUUCUGAUCCAUAACUCCCACACUAGACCAAGCUGUGAGCUCUGAGAAAGGCAUGUGAAGGUUGAGCUGUGUCUUGAGUAGCUGAGUGGUCAAGAGACUUCCUUGAGGACUAACAAAAACCAGCAUUUGUGAAGGUUAAUAGCAUUAGAGCCCAAUGCUGACUGACUUAGUGCUCGUGCUGUACUACUGUUUAACUUGGUAUGCAGUGGGUAAAAACACUUAGACAAGCUUGAGCUGCUUGCAUUGUACAAUUGCAAUGUGAAUUGGGUUGUGGGUGUGAGUGCAUGGAUGAAAGGUUCUUGACAGAUGGCAGAAAGGCUGAGACUGAAUGUCACAGGAGCAUCAAGAGCUUGCCAUGAUUAGGAGUUAAAAUAACUGGAUAUAAUGAACCAUGACUGACCAGCUGGUGCAGACAAGAGCUGUGGGAGGAGUCUUGGUACAUAUCAUGUGAAAGUGCCAGGAGAGUAACUGGAAGUGCUGGAAAGCUCUGUGGUGAAAGUGUGGACUGCUCUGGCUGCCAGGCUGUGCUGACAUUGAUAUUUACAAGCCCUCAGUAAAACAGACUGUGAGGAAACAUGACUACACCCAUGCAGAUACCCAAAAUGAUGAGGACACGAGGUGUAAGAGCAUGUGUCAGUGCUGAGCCACUGCCCAGAGCCUGACAGAUCAGAGUUGAGUGCUCUUUUCCCCCAGGUGAGGCCACACUGACUCACUGCAGUACUUUAUGAGGGGCACACACUAAUACACAUUGUGAAUAUUUCCAGGUAUGGUUCUCCUGUUGCUUUAUCAUCCAGAGCUCAUACCAAGACUCCUUCAGUGCAUGUCACAUCCUCUCUGCCAGGCUUUUCCUUCACUGAUGCACUUGGUGAAUCCAGUUUAGCACUAUCACCUUGUCUGGUGUUGCCUUACCCCAUGACAUAUGCAAACAGAACUUGGCCUUUGUAAGUGAUUAAAAAGAAAGGAGAUUUUGUUCUCAAAUGAGGUGUGAACAAAACUUGUGCUUUUGGUUAUGACCAAAUGGACCUCAGAUACAUUACAGCAAAUGCAAACCUGCCCAAAAUCCUUUCCAAAAGACAGAGGUAUCUCUAAGUCAAGAAACCAUUGGGGAAAAACCCCUGAACUAGGAUGGCAGCAGGCCUCUCAUGCUUGGUUUUAAUACUGUGCUCCUAAUAUCACAAUCUUUCCACUGAUUUCACUGUCCCUCAAGCCAAACCCCAAGAGUCUGAGCAUGCUCAGAGCAGACUUACAGAGGAGGAAUCCAGCAGGGAAAAAAAAAGUAAAAGGCAAACACUACGUUACGUAACUAUUUUGUGAUGUUGACUGAAACAUCACAUCCUGCUGGGGAUGGCUGAUGGUGCUGACAAAAAACAGGAUUACAGAGACAAGCUAUUGUCUACUCUCAGUCUGCAGCUGGGCAAGUAAAAGCUGCGGUGAUGGCUGCCAUCGAUGCCGGGUACCGCCACUUCGACUGUGCCUACGUGUACCUGAAUGAGAAUGAAAUUGGGGAAGGGAUCCAGCAGAAAAUCAAGGAAGGUGUUGUGAAAAGAGAAGACCUCUUCAUAGUCAGCAAGCUGUGGUCCACUUUUCAUGAGAAGCCUCUGGUGAAGAAAGCCUGCCAGAAGACUCUUGCUGACCUGAAAUUGGAUUAUCUGGAUCUCUACCUCAUGCACUGGCCUCUUGGCUUCAAGGCAGGAGAGGAGCUGUUUCCUGCAGAUGACAAAGGCAUGGCUAUUCCAAGCAACACAGAUUUUCUAGAUACAUGGGAGGCCAUGGAAGAGCUGGUGGAUGCUGGUCUGGUAAAAGCCAUUGGUGUCUCCAACUUCAACCAUGAGCAGAUUGAAAGAAUCUUGAACAAGCCAGGACUGAAGCACAAGCCUGCAAAUGUCCAGAUUGAAUGCAAUCCAUACCUUACCCAGGAGAAGCUGGUGAACUAUUGCCAAUCCCAAGGGAUUGCUGUGACAGCCUACAGCCCCCUUGGCUCUCCUGACAGACCAUGGGCUAAGCCAGAGGAUCCUUCCCUUCUGGAUGACCCCAAGAUCAAGGAAAUUGCAGCCAAGCACAACAAAUCCACAGCCCAGGUUCUCCUUCGCUUCCAGAUCCAGAGAAAUGUGAUUGUGAUUCCCAAAUCAGUCACCCCACAGCGCAUUGUGGAGAACUUCCAGGUGUUUGACUUCAAAUUGACUGAAGAGGAGAUGGCAACUAUUUUCAGCUUUAACAGAAACUGGAGAGUCUAUACAAUGAGCAUGGGCAAAACUCACAAGGACUACCCCUUCAAUGCAGAAUACUGAAGAUAUUCAUAUUGUGCCCUCAUUCAGAGCUUGGUCUGAUAUUCUUCCUAUCAAUUUAUCUUUCUUAUUGCUUUUCUCCUCCUGCAGCCAGUGAAGUCACAGCAUAUGUAUUCAGUGUUCAUCUCUUGUUUAUUCUUUCUGAAAAGAUACAGUAAAAUUGUUCCAAAAGAAUAAAAUGGGGGCUGUAAUCAUUUUCUGUCCAAAUGUGGAUGGAGUAAUCCACAUUUAGUGAGGGAGAGACUUUGAACUACACAUUCACCUUUUUAAUUUAUCUUGCUUCAACACAAGAGGAUAGUUGGAGUUAUGAGAGAAAAAUCUGAGAAAUGUGAACUAAAGGCCAGCAGUUUUAUCACUCCAGAAGUAACUGAGAAAGCAGCUUUUCCUACCUAGGAAAAACUUUCCCUUAGGAAAAAAACCAAACUCCAUAAGCAGAAAACACACAGGGGUGUGGUCGGCAGUAUUUUCAGCCAGGUUUUCUCCUGAGUGUGUGGAUUUUCCCUGGGACAGGGCACAUUUCUCAUUCCCCUGCGGGCAGCAGAGGGCAGCCAUCGCUCAGCCUGUCCCCAUCCCUGAUGUCACACAGCCCGGGG